UGUUGGAACCGGAACAGGAAAAUACAGUUUCUGCUCAGAAAGAACCAAAAUGAAAAACAUUUUGUUUUUAGACCGUGGUUUUUAAACGCCUUAACCUCUGAUAUUUAACAUUUCAUCCUCUCAAUUUAAUUUAUUAAUAUUUUUUUUCCGAACCUCAAUAAACAAGUUUAAAAUGUCUAAUAAUAAAAUUGUUUCUUUAAUAGUUCGACUACCUGAAAGGGAGUACAGUCGUGGCUUUCCCCAUAUUAGGUUUUUCCAUGUAGUCUUCUAAAUGCCCGCCUCCCGAGUCUCUCUUGACCAAACACGCUUCCAGCAGAGCGAGACUGGAGUGCGUCAGUCAGUAGCAGAGCUUCACGCGGACCGCGACUUCUCAACGAGGAGAGGAGUAUACAAAAGAGAAAAAGUUACAUGGUCGUCGCUGACAGCGAGUGCUGGAUCUUACCGUAAGAGGAGAUAAAUCCAAUUCAUCGCUUUCUUCAUGAUAAACUUGAAUUAAUCAGCCAAACAAGAUUGAGGUCCAACAGUUAUUCACGAAACCCCUGAGGAGGUUUGUUGAUUUUACAAGAAAUACUCCAAACCAGGAUAGCUGAGUGGACUCAAGCCAUCAGAGGGGGGUUUGGGGAGAAGGAAGGCAAGAGGGAUUAGGGGCUAAUCCUGGACAUGACCAAUCCUUAAAGAGCCUCACUCAAGACAUACUAUUGCCUUAGAUUAUUAUAUCUAAUUUAUUGCUUUUUAAAGACUCCUUUAUCUCCCCGGGGGGGUUCCUGGAGAGUGGGCCACUGGACUUACGUAUCUCUUUAAACAAAGGAUCAGGAUCAGGAGCAGAGGCCAGUAGGAGUGGAAGAGUAUGAGGACCGAGUGGCUCCACUCAGCAUAUGCAUGUGCAGGGAUAAAGCAGCGAGCCUGCCCGGAGGGUUUGGGAUUGAGCCAGACUCAACCAGCAGCAGGGUGCAAGGCUGAGGUCACUGAAUGAACUGGGAUUAAAAAAGCAUACAGUCAUACUAAUUAGACUAAGGGGCUGAUUCAGAGCAUGUAGCAGGAGACCUUCUGGACCUUACUGAAGGAGUUCACUGUUUCAGUUCUUAACCACAGAGAUAUCUGCAGCCAGAGCUGAAUUUAUUUCUGAGCUGAUUUUUUUUCUAAACCAGAAACCCAGAACAACUGUGAAGCCCAGAAUCUCUGACCGCUUAUGCAGCAGAGGUUUUCAGGAAUUGGAGUCAUGCAUAUUUUCAGCUCACAUUUAUCUUCACUGAAUCUUUCUGGAUAUGAGGAGAGACCAGUGGCAAAAACAGGACACAGCUGAAAGUGUCUACUUUUGAAAAACUGUAAUAAGAAACUUUCCACUCAACUGCAGCUUUCAAAUAUUUUAUUUGGUGGAGUCCUGAUGCAAGGGUGAUACGUCUAUAAUUUGCUGUACACCGUUUUCACCAUUUUUAGACCGGUUUUGUGUUGUGAACUGUAGUAACUACGAUUUCUACCUGGAGAAGCCAUGAACUUGGGCAAGCUCUCUGGCCUGAAGGGCCUGGUGUCCCACUCCUCAGGAAAGCGUCGCUUUAAAGGUGACCUCACUCCGGACAUGAUAAGCCCCCCGCUGGGCGACUUUCGACACACCAUGCACGUGGGCCGUGGAGGGGACGUAUUUGGGGACACCUCAUUCCUCAGCAACCAUGGUGGAGCAGGAAAUAAUGCAGAUGGAGACACUUCCUCUACCUCAGAGAAGAAUGAAGGAUUCUUCUCUCGCACACUUCGCCAUGUCCGCAAGACCCCAGACAGAUCCUGUGGUGGCUCCAAGGACCUGUCACCCCCACCUCCACCCAUUUCUCCAAUCAUUAAGAAUGCCAUCUCCCUCCCCCGUCUGGAUGUGGACUCGCCAAACGGUUGUCCAGUUAAAGUGCUUUUCCCUAGUUCACCGAAGACACCGGAGAACUCCAAAUUCUUGUAUGGUUUGGAGUCUGGCUUUGUCACCUUGCCAAGGCUGUCCCGCACUGAGCGUCCAGCCCAGGGCAGCUCUCCCCCAGCCUGCCCUCCUGAAAUCAACCGAGGCUCACUCACAUACACUGGUGUCCCUUCCUUUCCCUGUUUAGACUCGGUCAGUCCCUCUGAUUCCAUGAACUCUUUCACCCUCGAUAUGGGACCCUCGCUUAUGUCUGAGGUCUUUGCCUUGAUUGACAGCCCUAUGUCUGAAAAUGGCGAUCCUAUCAGUGAAGAGACACAUGGAUUGACCGAUGAUCUGAACUCUGAAGUGGAUUCUGAUGCUACCACAUCCUUGGUGGACUCCCUCCUGCGAGAAGACAAUGAUGGUAGGACGAGGUUGUAUGGUGGAGACUGGAAGCACUUAGACUUUGUAAAUGGGGAGUUGCCAAAAAAAUCAAUGGUGACCGAUCUGAUGUGCUCCCGUGGUGUUGAAGAUCAUGGCAUGGAGCCAGAGAGUUUCAAGAGGGCUACUGAUGUGCUGGCACAUCAUUAUGAGAGUGAAGGACUCAGGAAUACAAACACCAACAAUUCUCACAGGGGAGGACCAUACACGUAUCCUGAUGAGGAAGAGGAGAUCAAAGUCUGACUCUAUCAGAUGCCCACAUCAUAAAGCAAUUUUAAUCAUGUUUCUAAAUCUAGUAAUGUGACAAAUUAAAUGGAUUUUGAAAAUGUCUUUUUUACCCCUACUUUAAUGCAGAUUUGAAGAAAGUAUUAUAUAUGGAAUUACAUUAGAAAGAACAGAAAUGUAAGUGAAUCUACAAGGAUAUUUUGACAACUGGAUAGUGCUACAUGUUGUUGGUUAGGACCAUGGUAUAUGGAAGAGAGUUAACUGCAUGUUUUACCAUGUCUAAAUUCUGGGUGAGUUUUUGUUUGCACAGGGAUACAUUAUAUGGAGAGUAUGAAGAGUACUUAAAGGGUUCGUUCACCCAAAAAUAAAUAUUUUCUCAUUUACUCACCCUCAUGUCAUCCCAGAUCCCAGUUUUUCCUUUCUUGUCCAGAACACAAAGUUUCUUAGAAAAAUAUUUCAGCUCUGUAUGUCCUUACAAUGCAAGUGAUUGUUGACCAACACUUUCAAGCUCCAAAAAGCAAAUAAAGGCAACAUAAAUGUAAUCAAUAAUAAUCCAGUGGUUAAAUCCAUGUCUUCUGAAGUGAUAUGAUAGGUGUGGGUGAAAAAACAGUCCUUUUUACUAUACAUUUUCUACUUAAACUUUCAAAAUGUGAAAGUGGUAUUUAUAUUACAAAAAGUACUUAAAUAAUGACAUGAUUCUCACCUACACCUAUCAUAUGUCUUCAGAAGACAUGGAUUUAACCUCUGGAGUCUAAUGGAUUACUUUUAUGCUGCCUUUGUGAUUUUUGGAGAUUGAAAGGUCUGGUCACCAUUCACUUGCAUUGUAUGGACUUACAGAGGCCUAUAUUGUUCUAAAAAACAUUGUUAUGCAGAAGAAAGAACGUCAUAAACAUCUAGGAUGGCAUGAGGGUGAGUAAAUGAUGAGAUCAUUUUCAUGGGGGAGGGGGGACUAUCCUUGGAGGCAUACACGUUUCUUUUAUCUUUGAUCUCGCCUUCUUGAUCCAAGAAAAUAAUCCUGCUAAGUUACUCUAAUAAACUAUAGAGAUUUAUUUUGAUUAAAAUUGUAACUAUGCUAGUUUAAUAUAAAUCUUUAUCAGUAUAUUAAUUUAGCAAAGUCUGUCAGUCCUUGCAAGUAAAUCUCUAUACAAUUAGUUAUAAAUAUAUAUAUAGUGUACAGUGAAACCAUGUAGAAGUAUGAACAGGCAUACAGUAUACCUGCUAGCUGAAUUCUAUGCAAAACACUAACUUUACACAGAAAGGAAGCAUUUCAUAUUUGUGUAGUUUUAAUUGCACAGGUUCUCAUUAAGGAUUAAUUUGUGUGGCAGUUUAAUUGUUAGACACUUAUUUCCUGAGAAACAUGCAAUCUUUAAAAGACAAGACAAAAGCCUACAUACAGGUCACUGUGAUGCACAAGACUGUUAUGUGUUCUCAUAUGAGCAAAAGCAAAACAAAGGAAUGACAAAAAGUCUGUGUUAAUUUCUCAUAUUCUAACUUUAUUACAUGACAAAUAUCUUCUUAUCAACACAAUACUCCCACAUAUUUAAUGAUCCCCAUCAACUUUUGUCAAUGUACUAUUCAAAUAUGAUUCAAUAUUAGUUUUUUGUUUAAAUUUAAGUUUUAUUUGACAAAGUAUUUGUCUUCUCCAUUCCCUUAAUCACAUGAUAUAAUAUGUACAUACUGUUUGUAUGUGCAGCUUUGCACAAGACAUUUACAAAUUAGCAAUGUAUGUUACAUAAGUUUUCAUUAAAAGUAUUCAUAAACCACAUCAGCUUUACUUUUUUUUUUUUAACAAGUGUGACCAUGAUUUGCCUGUUAUGGUGCUUCAGAAUAAGCAUUCACAAAGGCUUAUACAUAAAUAGCUCAGGUAAAUUGUGUCAGUACAUAUCAGACCAAAGGAAAUGAGAAUGCUCAUUGAGCUUUACUUUUGUGUGACAGCCCUUAGAAAAUAUGUAUCUAUAGAGCAGAUGAAUACAACACUACAGGAAGUACAAAAAUACUGCAUAGUUAAAAGCAUUAAAAUGAAAAUAUGCACAACAAAUGCAGUACAAACUGUUAUAAGAUUGAGCUUAAUUGUCAAAAAAAGAAAAAAGA
Xyrauchen texanus (razorback sucker) is the source of this 4633-nucleotide messenger RNA. RefSeq names its product cdc42 effector protein 1-like. The record is from RefSeq and is a predicted model, not a curated record. The transcript is spliced from 5 exons. Lineage: Eukaryota; Metazoa; Chordata; Actinopteri; Cypriniformes; Catostomidae. The coding region runs from base 1490 to 2560 and encodes 356 amino acids.